This is a messenger RNA of Entelurus aequoreus (snake pipefish), 1953 nucleotides long. RefSeq names its product oocyte zinc finger protein XlCOF22-like. Gene Ontology annotation, biological process: regulation of transcription by RNA polymerase II. NCBI's taxonomy places the organism in Eukaryota, Metazoa, Chordata, Actinopteri, Syngnathiformes, Syngnathidae. Gene Ontology annotation, molecular function: DNA-binding transcription activator activity, RNA polymerase II-specific; RNA polymerase II cis-regulatory region sequence-specific DNA binding. The transcript has 2 exons. Bases 254 to 1498 code for a protein of 414 amino acids. The record is from RefSeq and is a predicted model, not a curated record. Gene Ontology annotation, cellular component: nucleus.
UCGGCGAACAUUUGUUCCGCACCUCGACGACGUCAAAACAGGAAGAAGAAAAAAACAAGAUGGCGUUUGACGGAGAAGACGUUGUCGUCGUUAUUACAGUUCGUCGAUCGUAAUCGUAAACGUACAUGUACACAUAUACGUCGUUUAAUAGAGUAGACAUCUUUGAUGAUUGUUUGUAUCCUGAUACAUUAGUCUGAGCGCACUUUGAAGUCAUAGACACAGUGUGAGUGUAAAGUGUUGUGGUCGUGUGAAAAUGUCUAAAUUACAAAUGUUGAGGGCGUUGGUGAAUCAGCGACUAACUGCCGCUGUUGAAGAAAUAUUUGAGGUGUUUGAAAGAACGAUAGCAGAGUACGAAGACGAACUUUCGAGAACAAAAGAGGAGAAGGAGCGACAACGUCAACUACUGGACGCUGUUUUCAAGAAACAUCAAGUUGUGUCACACAAAACAGAUGUCUGUGAAGAACAUCUUCUACCUGAGCAGCAAGAGUGGAACUUGGGGGUAGAGCAGGAGGACCCACAGCCCUUCAGCAUUAAAGAGGAAGAAGAGGCGCCACAGACACUGCAAAUUAAAAAGGAAGAGGAGGACCCACUGACCCCUCUUUUGGAAGAGGAGGGACUCGGCAUCAGUCGGGAGGGAGAGUAUCUUGAAGGACUGGAGGAGGUUGAUGUCACCAAGAUGCCAGUGACUGGUGUCCCUGUGAAGAGGGAAGAUGAUGAGGUCAAAGGUGAAAGUGAGGAGAAGAGAGAGGCGGAGCCUCCAAGCAGCAGCUCAACUCAACACAUGACAACAGAAGCUGAUGGAGACCACUGUGGAGGAUCACAAGCAGACAAGCUCUUAGCUCCACUAUCAGAUAGUGACAUUGACGCUAAGGAUGAAGACUCUAAAGAUGAUAAGACAUGUCACACUGACAACACACGCUUCAAAUGUUCUUACUGUGAGAAAGCUUUUAAACACCGUUGGAGUCUGAAAAUACACACGAGGAUACACACCGGAGAAAAACCUUUUUCCUGUUCAGUUUGCGGUAAAAGUUUUGCACAAAGGGCAUAUUUGAAAGUACACAUGAGUACACACACUGGAGAAAAACCUUUUAUUUGCUCAGAAUGCGGCAAAGGUUUUGCAACUAAAAGUGCGCUGAAAGGACACACGAGAACACACACUGGGGAAAAGCGUUUUUUUUGUUCAUUCUGUGCAAAGGGUUUUGCACAUAAAAGUGUGCUGGAAGAACAUAUAAGAGUACACACUGGAGAAAAACCGUGUGCCUGUUCAAUCUGUGGUAAAUGUUUUGUACAUCGUAACUCUUUAAAAGUACACAUUAGAACGCACACAGGAGAAAAACCUUUUACAUGCUCAAUCUGUGGUAAAGGUUUUGUCGAAAGUACAAACUUGAAAGUACACACAAGAACACACACCGGAGAAAGACCUUUUUCCUGUUCAAUCUGUGGCAAAGAUUUUACUCAAAGGAACCAUUUGAAAGCACACAUGAGAACACACUGGUGAACAACCAUAUUAAUGUACAAGCUGCAACAAACGUUUUUGUCACCUAACCGAACUUGGAAAAACACACACAGGAGAGAAAGUGUUGAGUUGCAGUGUGUGUGGUGAAAGAUUCUCUUCUAAGUACCAGUGUAAGAAACACAAGUGUGCUGGUGAGAACAGCAGCAGCAAAUGAAGAUGCAGGAUUUGAAAUAAACUGUCAAAACUUUGCUAACUUUGACUUUCUAACAUCAGCACAAAAAACAUGUGUGACAUCAUUGUUGUGUGUGUAACACUAUCUUGUUAAUAUGCUUCUACAAUUUAUAUAUUAAAUAUUUUAGAUUGAUGCUUUUUUCAGUCAAGUCCACGUUAAUAUACAACAUUGUGUGUUUUAAUUUAAAAAAUGUACUAAACAAUUAGACUGAAAAUGUGAAAGUAAACAGUACAAAACAUACAAUAAACAUUUUAAGUGUAUGUCG